GUGACGCAAAUGUUCAUAACGUUGUCAACAACAAAGGAAGAUGAAUUAAUGAAGUUUUAAACUCGCUUUUCCGCUUCAUGUUCAGUCAUGGCCGCUUCUUUCUGUGGAUUUUCACUCCCCGCUGCGGUGACAACAACCUUACAUGUGCAUUUGAAGGAGAAAAUGAACGGUAAGCUUUGUCGGCUUUGUAACUGACACACAUUAACCCGGUGAAACACUCGGUUAGCUAACACAACGUGAGGGCUAACGUCAGUUAGCUACCUGAAACAGUAAAAGAACUACAGACUGGGUGUUUGUAGUUGAUAGAUGUGCACAUAGAUGUAUUAAACACCUACUGUCAGAGGUACAUGUUGUGUUAUUCUUUAGUAAAGGUGUUUAGAGGGACAAACUGCAGCCGCACUGUGCUAAGCUAACCAGGCAGAGCAUCAUUGAGGUUAGCUCGUCUGUCCUCCUGAUAUCUGAUCAUGUCUGACUACACCCAGCUGCCAUCUAUCUCCUUCUCAUGUUUGUGUUUAAUUAGCUGAAAACCUCCUACAAAUCUGAAGAAUAGUCAUCUGUUAUUGGUGAAUAUCAGGCUGUGUGUAUGAAGAGGUUUUGUCUGGACACAGUUUUGUCUGUCUGUGAUUUUAAUAUGCUGUUUAAUUUCUUGUUUUCUUAAAUAGGUUAAAUCAUAAGCUGUGAACUGCAGAGGUAGAAGGUCUGCUCACUUAUAAAAUGGUAAGGCUUUCAUUUACAAAGAGCAUCAUUACAUUAUAUAGGGGAGAGUGGGUAAAGAUGAGACAUUUUUCAUAUUUCUGAUCACUACAUCAAGUCAAUCAUAGUUUACUCUCUAACUAGUGUAUCUGCAUAUAUUUCAGGAUGUUGUUCAUCCCCGCAAACCAACAGAAUGAGUGUAAACAGAACUGUCUUGAUAAUACAGAAUGCCAAAAAAAAGUAGUCUGUUAUGGUCAACUUACCCCGUGUAUGGGGUAAGUUGAUGCCCAUCUUCUAAAUAUUUGGUCACAUGAUCAAUUUCUUUGACCAUUUACAAGAAACAGGGAGUGGCUCAACUUACCCCACUCUCCCCUAUGCUGUUUCAUAUUCUUCCACAACAGUUUUAUCACCUUGAUUUUUUUUUUCGCUCAAACAGGUUAAAUCAUAAGCUGUUAACUGCAGAGAUAGCUGCACUGCUCACUUAUUAAAAUGGUAAGGCUUUCAUUUACAAAGUGCAUCAUUAGUUGUUAUUUUUCAUCAGUAAACCUUCUUUUAAACCUUCUAAUUCUCUGUUUGUAUUGUGUGUUGGUCCUCCAGAUCCGUAUAGCAGCACUAAAUGCUGCUUCAACAGCUACAGAUGAGUCUCAGGAUCCCCAGAGAACUAACAAGAGUCAGACGAAAGAGGCUCAGGUGCGGACGAUUCCAGGAUGAUUCAGCAGUUCUGGGCAUGUUCACCGCAAAUGUAUCCUGCUGUAGAUCUGAAUAAGUGGUCUGAUGUGUUCUUUAUUUCUAUCCACAGGAAGCGGAGGCAUUUGCAUUAUAUCACAAAGCUUUAGAUCUGCAGAAACAUGACAAGUUUGAAGACUCUGCCAAAGCCUAUCAUGAACUCCUCAAAACACCUCUGCUCAAAGAGGUAAAGUAUCAAACCGAGGCAGCCUGUCGCAGCUGUCGAGAAAUCUUUGGUAAUAUAGCUGAACAAAGAACCCAGAACACUGUGUAUCUGACUGAUAUAUGUUACAUAAUCGUAACAAUACAUCCCAUUUAUGCAGAGAAGAUUGUGGCUUUCUCUGACUUGGACUUGGUUCUGUAUGUUUACCAGACACAGCUGGGAUCCAAUGACAGAAUGACAGGGUGUUUGAUUAUUAUCAGGUGUUAUUAUUAUUUAGAAAACAUCUUAAUGUCUUGCGUGUAGUUAGGGUAGUUAGGCUUUUCUUAUGCAGAACAAUUCUCCUUUUUACCAGUAAAUGUGUCUAAACUUUGAACAUACAAAAAAGUUUUUGUAUAAAUGUUUUUGAGUUAACUUUGUGGGUUAAAAAUUUAAUUAAAAAAUGUGUUUCCAAACAGCCAGAGUAGAGAUUGUAACAUUUAUAUUGUAUCUUAGUCUUUUGUGCAUUUAUGUUACUGAACAUUCCCACGUCUGGAGUGCAAUUGCAAUCGGAUUAAUUAUGCAGCACUAUCAUCUACAGACUUAAUUAAUGAGGCAAAGUCUCAGUUUUGAGAAAUAUAUUCAAGUUUUGGGAUUUCCACUUCAAAUCUUGCCCGGUAAUAACACAAACACUGCCCACACACACAGGAGAAGAAGAAUAUGUCUGCAUCACUUGGUGUUUGAUAUGAAAUCUGAUGUGUUUUUUUAGGCUUUGCCCACCGAUGAUCAGAGAGUGGGUCUCAAGCAUCCCGGGCUGAUGUUGAAAUAUUCCACGUUUAAAAACUUGGCAAGUAUGUCCGCCUCCCGGGAUGAUCUGGAGACUGCUAUGGAGUUUUAUCUGGAGGUAAAAAAAGAAAUGAUGCCAGUUUGAUUUUCUUUCUCGACCUUGUACUUCUCUUUGUAACUGAAUGUGUCUUUUCAUUCAGCGUGUCUGACAGUUUAUCGGGUGGUUAUUAUAUCACACUGAGUGUUCUGCUCUGUUCUUUUCUUAGGCGGUUAUGUUGGACUCCACUGACGUGAACAUGUGGUACAAGAUCGGUCAGGUGGCCGUGCGACUGGUGCGCAUUCCUCUGGCUCGACACGCCUUUGAAGAAGGACUGAACUGUAAUCCAGACCACUGGCCCUGCCUGGACAACCUCAUCACCAUCCUCUACACACUCAGUGACUACACCUGUAUGUCAUCGUAAGCCGUCUGCUCUGUAUCCUCUCUCAUCGCUGCAGUAUACGAGGAGCAUUAACUGUCAUCUGCUCACAUCUUUCCAGGCUGUUUGUACUACAUUGCCAAAGCUCUGGGGAGGGAUCACUGUUACACUAAAGGUCUGGUGUUGAAGGAGAAAAUCUUCAAGGAGCAACCCUGUCUGAAGAGAGACACGAUGCAGAUGUUCAUGAAAUGGUGAAGCCACUUCUAUUUUUAUUCCUCCCUGCAGCUCUUCACUCACACAUCACUGACAAACCUCUGUGCUCUGGUGUUUGCAGCGAUAUGUCUAUUCACUAUGUGGAAGUGGAGAAAGAGGAAUGGGACUCCAUCGUGGAGGAGGCGAUGGACAUACGAAGGCGCAGACAGGCGCUCUCUCAAUGUGAACCCAAACCUGACCUGGUCCUGACUCAGCCCAUCUGCUGCCUCUCGUGAGUUCCAUGUGUCUUGGACAUGUUUAUAUCUUUUAAAAGUGUCGUUUAAAGGAGUUAUUAACUUUAAAAAUCUAAACCACAGAGUGUUUUCAAAUAUCUGAGCAUAUUUUGGUGACAUCUUUGAGGAUAGAUUCAUUAACCCACCCACCGAUCUUUCAUUCAAAGUAAGAAAAUGAAGGAGCUGGAUGUGAUUCUCUGAAAUUCUGGGAUAAAAUCCACUGACAUUCAAACAGAACCUUUCUAGGCUCAGUUUUUUAACCUUCUGGCUCUGAUCCUCUAUUUUCAUUAACAUUGGCACUUCUUAUUUUAACGAGGGUGUUUUUGUUUAUUUCAGAUGGAAGAGUUUGGGCGAGAGCCUCCUCGCCAUGUACAAACAUCAAACCUCAUGCGAGCCCCCGCGCCCCAGUCUUGGACGUAGAAUCGACUUGUCAGAGUACCGUGACCCAAACUUCCUCCAGAACCUUCCUCAACCCAGCAGCCCAGUCAGUACAGUUCAGACCACCGUGAUGAGCAGCAGUCCCAGCUCGUCCCUGCCGCCGAUGGCCCUCCCUGAGCCACCAGCGCCGCCCCAACCUGUAAUCCAACCUCAGGUCACCCCCAGUCAGACCACAGUGGAAAUCACCACCUCUGCACCUCCCGUUGGUACGCUGUUGAGAAAGAGAAAGUAGCAUGUAUGCCUCUGUAUAUCUGUAAAACUCAUGUUCUGAGAGACUUUCAGUGUUUGUUAUUUUUGUCUUAUUUAACAGCUACAGCCAUGGAAGUUUCACUGACAGAUAAAGUAAAAAAAGCUCCAAAAAGGAAACGGGUGGUGGAAGAUAGCGGCGAAACAGCCAAACGCCGAUCUGCACGUGUUCGAAACACAAAAUGCAAGAAGGAAGAGAAGAUAGAUUUUCAGGAGCUGCUGUAUAAAUACUUACCGUCCAGGUAUCUCGUUGUAAACUGUAAAUAAAAUGCCAAAAGAGCCGUGUCAUUCUAGAUCUGUUGAUAAAAGUGAUUUGUUUGUUUGUUUCAGGCUGAGGAAGUUUGACCCUGAUAAUGAUGAGGAGAGUCUGAGUAAUCUGGAGGCGCAGUGUGAAGGGAAGGAGGACAUACAGCCUCUGCAUGGGAGCGGUUUACCUGUCAACUCGGUUGUUUAUAUGGAAUCAGGUCGGUAGUUUGUUUUGGACGUAUUUGCAAAACAGUGUCGCGUCAUAUUUCUACCAUAUUCAAAAACUGCCCUCUCUUUCUGCAGAACAACAGGACGUCCACGCCUUCCUGCUCAAUAAUGUGUCCAACGGAGGAAUACUGGACCUGAUGAUGCGCUACCUGAAAGCUGUGGGUCAGAAGUUCCUGGAGGAGUGGCCUCGAGGCCUGACCGCUGUGGUCCUGGAGGUCUAUCAGAACUGGAGGAAACACAGCUGCGGUCUUCCUAACCCUCUUCUUCGAGAGUGCAGCAACCAACACAUCCGGGUAAAUGAGCGAGAAGGUUCAGUUCUAGAUUACAGAAAAAGAAUACGUUGUCGUAAACUACUUCUCAUUUUCAUGAUGACAUUUUCUUCUGAUUUGCUUCAUGUACAGGACAUGUUGGCGAUGAGCUUAGCCUGUAUGGAGUUGCAGUUGGAGCAGAGGUUACACAACAAAGGGAAGACAGGUAAACGCCAGUGUGGACUUCAUUUUUAAAAACCUAAUGUCUGGUUAAACUUGGUCGAUUGAUACGUUUAUGUGUGCUGUUUCCCACAAAGGUGCUCUAUUAAUGUGUCAAAAAUCUUAUUCAACCAGCGCUGACUGUGAAUUAGAGCUGAAAAUGUUCAACACUAACGUUGUCCUUUUGUCCUUUAGCUGUAGGGGAUACCGGCCUAAAGGGGGCGCUGUAACACACAGAAAUUACGGAGCGUUUGCGUGUCAUCGAUUUUAUCUGAAACAACAUUUUUUUCUCGUCUAGUGUCCCCGAGAAGAAGCAGCAUCGGCCCCAACAAUGACGCCCCUGAGUCUGAAUUCCCCGGGCAACACUUCCAGGGUGAUCUCUUCAUCCUGGCUUUGGGUUCAUCCCAGAAAGACAUCUUUGAGGACGCCUGGGUGGAUGUCAUGGUGCGGGUCUACUGGCUGAAGGCCCGGUUCUUGGCCCUGCAGGUAGGGACUCUCCAUUUACCUGUUUUUUUUUUUUUUCUUUGGCUCAAGUUUUAAUUGUAAGCCGUUUCAGCUCGGCUUAGCCAGAUGUAAAUUGUAGGUCUUUUGUUCUUGUCUUUUGUUAGGGAGACAUGGAGUCGGCCCAGGAGAGCUACGAUGUUUGUAUCAGCCUGCUACAAAGCAAACCAAAGACUUCAGAGGGAAAACCAUACGCUAUAAACCUGCCAAACCUAAAAGUGGACGCAACGAUCUCUUUGGAGGAGGUGAGCAUGUCGUCCUUUCUUUAAUCUGUUUUUAAUGUUUAUUUAGGAUAAGGAAUUAUUAACUUAGCUCUCAAAAAUCAGCACUACUGAAAAGAAAAUGACUGAAAAGAGAAAACAACUUUGUGGGUGAGUUAUUCAAAGGGCUUCUGUCGGCUCUGAUUGUGUAUUUCUUCUCUGUUCCAUUCAUUUCUUCUGAACAGAUUGACAAAAGGCUGAAGUCUCUGGAGCGCUGUCAGUCCUUGGAGGAGAUCCAGCGUCUCUUUGAAUCUGCAGACUAUAAGUCUGUGGUGCGUCUGCUGCAACCCACUCUUAAUUAUGGCAGCAGAAGUAAACCUCUGGAGUUUGUGAGCUCAGCACCCGAGCGGCCGGCUCAGCUCUUGCUGCUGCAGGUUAGAUCUGCCUACAACAGUCCCGAUCCUUCCAUCUUUUUCAAAUGUGAAACGGUGGACCUUUCUAACUCUCUGACUUUUAACUUUGUGGUCCCAGAACUCCCUGUUGAAGCUCGAGGACUACCAGCAGUGUUUGGAGUGCAGCGAGCUGGCUCUUAAUGAAGCCCUGCAGCAGCUCAACUCCGGUCCAAACAGCUCUCCCCCGAGUAAGGAGGAGUGGGUCAGGACCAUCGGAAAGUUGUUGGAUGGUAUAGAGGUCUGCUUUACCAAAGACUUGGCUCUUCUGAGCAAUGUCCCACACUUCUCCAGCAUGGCCAGACUGGCAAACAACCUCAUUCAGGUUAGAAGAAGCAGGAGAAAAGGCUUGUUUUCAUUAAAGUAAGAGAAAAGGAUUCAAUAAUUUUAACAUGUUUUGUGGCGUCUCUGUGUUUUCAGCUGAUUGAUUUGAGUAUGAGUGUCUCCGAUGAUCCCAAGGAGCCGUACUUCUUCUCAGUCCUGCCUUGGAUUAUCCUCUACCGCGUCAUCAAACACGAGGAGGCAGCUUUUGACUGUAUGCUCCGGCAGCAUAUGUCCGUAGGGGACGAUGAAGGUUUGUUGACUUGCUGUUUUCGUGCCUUCGGUUUCCUCUGCGUGUUCAUGUCAUGGUGCUUGUUACAGCGAGUGACCCUAUCGUGUCUCUGCUUUCAGAUGACUCAGACACUCCCAUGCUGCCCUCCUCCUUAAUGCUUCUGAACACAGCCCAUGAAUAUCUUGGACGUCGCACUUUGUGCUGCUACUCAAACGGCACGCUCCUCAAGUUUUUUGUGAGUUUGUUUGCAGACUUCUCUCUUUUCCCAUACUUCUUUUGUGAAUGUGAAUGUGCAGCUUGUAUUUAUGCAUAUGGAAAAACAUGAAUUAAAGAUUUUACAUUUAAGCUGCUUGGAGAGCUCUCUGUAGGCGAUGCUACAUGAUUUGUGUAUCAUUCGAUUUUCAGAAUAAAACCAAAAAUGAAAAAAUAAGAAAGCUAAUUAUUCUCUAAAUAUUUGUCUCUAAAAUGAAAACAAAAAGGGAUAAGGCUCAUUUUCCCAUUUCUGUUUUCUUCAGCUCAAAUGAAAAUGAAAACAACAGUUUUGCCUAAUUUAGCCUUUUUUCUCUGUAGAAAGUUUCGUGAUCCAGAAGUGAAUCUUUCUCAGACGUCAAGAGAACAAGAAGCAGCUCUGGCGUUAUGGCUGGACUUGAGAAUUAUUCAGAGCUCAUAUGGCACUUUUUUCAGGAUGGCAAAACUCAUGCAGAGAUUUUCACCAGGAGGCAGGAGUGCCUGAGUUCUGAGAUGUCUGUCAGAAGUUUCUUUGCCCAAAACAACCUCCAGGAGAAAAGGACAUGUAUCAGACAGGCUCUGAAUAAUUCUGAGUCCAGCCAAAACGCCAAAGCCCGUUUCUUCUUCACUCCUGGGUCAUGAAACUUUCUACAAAUGAAAAAGUUUAAAUCAGAUUAAACUGUUGUUGUCCAUUUAUCGCAUUUUCAUUUGAGCUGAAGAAAACGGACGUUGGAAAAUGAGCUAAUAUCUAGAAAACAAUUCGUUUUCUCUUUUUUUCAUUUUUGGUUUUCUCUUGAAAAUCGAAUAAAUGAUACACGGAUUCUACAUCUAUGUUUGUGCAUCAUGUCAGCAGUUUGAUGGCGCUUGUUUUCUUCCCGUGUUCGAUGCAGGUUCAAGUUUUGGAGAAAGAGUUUGCAGCCUGUUCGAACACGAACGCUCAUCCCUACAAAGAGGAAUUAGAGAUGGCCUUGGAGCAGUGCUUCUUCUGCUUAUACGCCUACCCCAGUAAAAAGAGCAAAGCCCGCUACCUGGAGGACCACUCAUCUCCACAGGUCAGUGACCGUCCUCUGACUCUGCUUUAGUCAGUCUGUUAUUAAAACGUGAAACACAAAUCUCCGUAUGCGUCAAAUCCUGUAGUUAGAUAAAAGCUAAAUGCUGUUGAAGAGGCGGCAGAAAAGUGAAGAGGUGGUUGAAAUGCCUCAAGGCUUUUAUUAAUUGGUACGAUUUCUCACCUGUAUUGGCAAACCUACACGAGCGUUUGAACGGGAGCAGACUGCAGAUGACGCAUAUGCGUACCCUCGUUGACCCUCAUCGCUCUGCAGAAAUCUGCUCCAUCCAUUAAUGUUGUUUUGUUGGCUGGGGAGGUAGACUCGUCUGCUGUCAGUGAAAUAAAUUGAAGCUGUUGAUGGUCUGAUAGCAUUAAUUCUCAGAGUGAGAAACAGGGACACAGAUCAACAACAAACAAAUAAACACAUCAGAUCUGGAGCAUUUAACUCUCUGUUGUUACGUUUAUCACAGUGCUGCUGUGUCAUAAGAGUUGAGACACUUUGUAAGAUGUUGAUAAAAACAAAUUGAUAUUUCCCAGAUCAAUAUAAGCCCAUUAUGUGAUUGUAAAUGUCUCGUUUGGAUGUCAUGCCACCUGAAGCCUGGUGAUUGCAGCCGUCCGAUAUCUGUUAUUGUCUUUGUCUCGCAGUUGAUAAAAUCCUCCAAUUAUUUACAAUUUCACAUCCAUGGAGAUUUUUCUUGAGUCGCUGAUUUAUUUUCUAAAGCAGUCUCUCACAGACCGCUGAGCCUCUUCCUUUGCUGAUUUUUAAACCAUCAAACUCAGUUUUCAUCAAUGUUUCACACAGCAUCAACUCUUGUGGGAAAGCAGUCGUAUUUUCUCCUCAUCUAAGAUAUUCUUGAGGCACAAGAAAGCAUGAAGUUUUUAUGAAGUUGCUUAAAAAAGAGAAGAGUUGGACAGUGUUGUGGUUUUUAAAAUGUUGCACGAAUCUGCCUGUGGGGGUGUCUCUCAAACCCUGAGAAGCUUUGAGGACACAGCCCUGAGAAUCUUUUGUUUUUGUAAUGCUUACAACAGGCCACUAGGUGGCUGUCAUUCCCACAGCCUCGUGACCCUGACUCAGACUGUGAUUAUCCAGCACCACAGAGCAGAAAGGGUCUCCAUCCAAACCACUAAAUGGCUCUGGCACUGUGUGCUGAACUUUAAUAACAUGGACUUUCACGCCGGUGUUUCCUGCUGCAGGUUGAGCUGCUGUGGUCUGACGCUCUCUUCAUGUUCAAGUACUUCAAACCAAAGUCUCUGCCUGAGUUUGACAGCUACAAGACCAGCACGGUGUCGGCUGAACUCGCCAAUCUGCUGAGGAGGUUUGUUGGCAUCGCUCCACAGAGUGACACCCCCACCCUCACCAUGGAUGAAGUGGCGGCCUACAUCGAGUGCAUGACAGAAAAGGUCAGUCAGCUGGCUCAGAUCAGAGUUUGUGAUAGUUUGUCAGAGAUAUUUAUGAUAACUGUUUAAUAACGAUGAGUUUUUGUCUCCUUCAGGCGCCGAGUCUUCCUGAGGGGGGGAGUCCUGCACCUCCAAUCAUCGAUGAGAUUUACUACCUGCUGGCUGACUAUCAUUUCAAGAACAAGGAGCAGUCCAAAGCCAUCAAGUUUUACAUGCAUGACAUCUGCGUGUGUCCCAACAGGUACCUCGUUUCUCCUCACGCCUGUGCAUCAUAAAUUUUAACAGUCAGAAUAUCAGCAGGGAUCAUAGAGAGUACAUGUGGAUGUUCUUUAUAACAUUAAAACAGGAUCAGCUUCACAAGACGUUUGCGUUUCUUUCAUCAGGUUUGACUCCUGGGCAGGGAUGGCUUUAGCUCGAGCCAGCCGCAUCCAGGAGAAGCUCAACUCCAACGAGCUGAAAAGUGACGUUCCUAUAUGGAAACACUCCCAGGCAGUUCUCAACUGCUUUAAGAGAGCCCUGGAGAUAGACAGCUCCAACCUGUCUCUGUGGAUCGAGUACGGAACCAUUUCAUACGCACUACAUUCGUUUGCUUCACGGCAGCUCAAGCAGUGGCGCAACGAGCUGCCCCCAGAGGUGGUUAAACAGGUGAGAGACACGCCGCCAUGAGCAGAUGAUGUCUUUGUUCGUCUCUCCGCCUUGUCACUUUGUGUUAACUCUGCUGUCGUAUGAGUUAAACAGAUGUCGCAUCAUGUUAUCUAAGCUUCUUCCACAUGUGAAUUCACUGAAGGGUAAAUCGAUUUGUCGCCCGGAGCUGAAUUCCUCAUGAAUUUUCCGCCGUGUACGUUUGUGUCUGCAUGUGUUUUGUUUCAGAUGGAGGAAAGGAGAGACUCCAUGUUGGAGACGGCCUUCCAGUGUUUCCAGGGAGCCUCACGCUGUGAGUGUGACAGCGAUGAAGAAGAGUGGCUGAUUCACUACAUGCUGGGGAAGAUCGCAGAGAAACGCAAACAGUCUCCUGUGGACUAUCUGCAGCUGUACAAGAAGGUAAACAGCCCGGGGUCAUGAGCUGAGAUCUUAUCAUACAAUUACCAGGGAUGUGAAGAUAUACAGAGUUCACGAGUAUGACACAAGAUGACACAAGAUGACACAAUUCUCUACAAGAAACUGCAAUGAUGAAAUGAAUGAUGUGAAAGAUAAGGACGAGGAUGCGGUUUGCAAUAGUUUCAGCACUUUUAACCGUCAGAGUUAUGAAAGGUCAGAUUUGUAAAUAGUCCAGACAUCGACUGUUUAUAAUAACACUCGUGAGUUUUAGACCCGGGUCUGAGCCAAAACCAUUCUUUAGACUCAACAAUCAAGUUGUGUUUUUGAUGAAAGCUAAGACAUCUCUGAAGGUGUGAGGUGACUUAAGGGGUUUUUCACACUCACGUCGUUCGGUCCGGACUUUGACUUUUCUGUUAAAGGCGUGAAACCUCCUCAGGACCUUGGUCCGGACCAAAAGAGGUGGUCUCGGUCUGGACCGAACUGAACCAUGAUCUGGUUGAUGUCCAGUGUGAAAGCGUUAAUUUGAAAGGUUCAGACCUUCGUACCAAAGACAGGAAAUGACAUGAAGAGUAGAAGUAUCUGUUAUUAUGUUUAAUGUAGAUUGUCCAACAACGGGAAAUUUUAUUAUCUUGUAGAUAAAGUUAUAGACCUCACUAUUUUCAAGAGUUUUACUACACAUACUUUUUUCCCGACUCCUCUAAUGAUCAAAUUCAUGAGACUCCCUCGGACCGGCCCCGUGUUCAGCUCCUCAAGUUGUCGCUGUUGGAGGUAGAAAAUCAAAAACAGUACGAUGUUGGGAAUGACGAUUUCAUCCAUGUUUACAACAUUCAAGAGCCACGCUUUUCAACGUGUUUAUGUCAGACACCUGUCAGCCUACUGACCAAUCAAUGUAAAGUACAGAAACACGCGAAGCACGUAGUUGAUGACGAUAUCAAGUAGGUUCGUCAUGUGAAGUCUGUUCGUCUGUUUGCAAUAAUGACAAAGUGAAACCUGAACAGACUGAACCAAAUGUAGACAAUGUAAGAAAAACACAGACCUUGGUUCAGACCAUGGUCUUACUGAGACUCUCACUGUGUUUUUAAAUGGAUUUACUUAAGAGAAUGGGAGUAAUACUAUAUUUGCGUUUCUUGUUGUGUCAAUUGUUCAAAGGAGGAUGAAAAAGUUUCCUUCAGUGGAUGAAUUUUGGUUUUGAGACAUAAGGGAAAAAAAAUACAAGAUUGAUCAAAUCCAUCUUGUUUGCUUAUAGUCAUAACACAGCAGCCAGUUUCUCUGUGAGGUAAAUUUCGAGGCUGAAGCGUCCACCUCACAGAAAACCCUGUUCUGUGCUGAUCUUGUGAAACAGAAUUACAGUUACAGAAUUAUGCUUUCUGAGUCCUUAACAAUCGAUAAAUCCAAAUGAACUGAUGAGGAUUUCUCGUGUCAUCGACUGAAGUUGUCUCAGAUCAGCAAACGCAGAACUAAAAGAUUGAGUAUCUGAGUACUUCUUUGUACUGGGCUGACAUUUAUCGAAGUAAGUGGAAGCAGGAAUUUUGGAUGGUACUGACAUGCUGAUAAAAGUCAGAAAAAUAAACCCCCAGUAAAAAGAAAUGGAACAAUCCUUCAUUUGUAGGUUGAUGGCAGACAUUUCUCUGGCUCUCCACGGAGUUGUUUUAUAAUCCGCCUCCAGAAAACAAGAGCGCGGCCCCUCCACCCUCACGAAAGAUGUUUUUUUCACAGAGACAAUGUAUGGAGUUAGUCAUAGCUUUGUUGUUGUGAUUAGAUCAGUGGAGGCAGAUGGACCAGUGCGAAACAUGAUGUCAGGGAGGUCAGCAGAGACAGAGGAGGGUUAGUGUAAACACUCUGAACCACGAUGCUGACUUCUACUCCUCACCGCCUCACUCCGUUUUUAAUAUCCCCACGGUUGUUGUUGGAUUUGCGAUUCUGUGUCUUUGUGUUUGUAGGCGGCACACUAUCUGCAUGAAGAAGCAGCCAGGUACCCUCGAAAAAUCCACUACCAUAAUCCCCCUGACCUGGCCAUGGAGGCGCUGGAGGUAAAACACCUACGCCACGCUACGCCACAUUGUUUUUGCCUUCUGCUUCCAAAGACUUCAUUAACAUGCUUACGGACCAUCAAAUCUCUUCUCCUUUUACUACCAGCUGCAUUUCCGUCUCGGCGCGACCAUCCUCAAACUACUCGAGAGUGAUAAGCCCGAUCUGGAUCAUGAGAACUUGUUUAAUUUGCUGGUUGAAGCUGCCACUGGGCCGUUCGCCAGAGGGGAGGAGAAGAGUAUGCCAAGUAUGCCCAGGUCCAAUGAAAAGUAAGCGACCCAGCCGGAGCGAAGACGAAAUAUUCAGCGACAUGUCCGAAAACUCACGUUCCGUGUUGUUCUUGGUUCUUUGCAGGGAGAAACCGCCCUCCAUGAUGGAUGAAGACUUUAACUCCUCAUCAGCAUGCAUAGGCCCCCUCAGCUCCUGCAUAGGCAACCUCAGCUCCUCCCUCCAAUCAGCUGCCACCCCAGGUCUCACAUCUCCUCCUUACGUGGCCACGCCGUUUGACCACGAUUACGCCAAACGCAAAACACUCCGCCGGCAGCAGUGGCAGCAGCAGCGGCAUGAGGAGCAGCAGGCUGAUGGUACAGUCCCAGACCUAGACACUGUCUCAGAGGUUGGGCUCUUCGCCCUCCCUGCUUUGGGACAGGAAGCCCACUGGGGAGUGCUCAGAUCGCUAAUCACCAUGCUUAAUGGCUUUGGUUUCAGUUACAGUGAUCCCCGUGCACUGGGUGAUUGGGAUGUGGUGAAAUGGGCAAUAUGGCUGCUGAUUAUUUGACUAAUUUGCUAUGCCUGACAAAGCAGCAGUGUUGGAACAAAUGGAUUUGAAGAUUAAAUUUUACAGAGUGUGUUGAGGCUUGUGUGUGCAGAUGUGUACGUGUCUGUGUGUGUUUGUGUGCGCUAAAAAACAUCCAUUUCUAGUCACUGCUUUGUUGCUGGUCCUUAUCUCCGUCCUUACCAAUCAUCUUGCCUCUCCUAAUAUCCUACAAUUGUUGCUUUGUCAUUCCCUAAGCCGGCGACAUCAUAGAGAAAUCUGAGCCGUGUGUGUUUGUCGCCUUAAUCAGCUGCUGGCGAUUGGUAACACACUAAAAAAGCUGCUAAUGCUCGAGGAUCCUUGUUGUUGCUUUGCUGGGUGCUUCAUGCAGUUGGGUAAACAUUUGGUUUUGCAGUGUCAGGAGUUGCAGGUUCUAAUCCAGAGAAGUUUUUCUGACACUUUCACCAAGUCUUGCAUAUUUAUCUGUAAGAGUCUCCUUCUGUUUACACCAUCUUUAUGCACAAAGUGUAGAAUUCCCCCGGCGGGAGAAGCUUUAGGAGAGCAGAGCGAAUCUGAACAGAGAGAUGAGGACCUAGAAUGAACUUUCCACACACAAGCCCCGACUGUUGCUGAAACUCUCACAUUAAAAAACCACAUCAGAUGGUAAAAUACGAGUUCAUUCAAUCAAAGCACAGACGAAGAAGAGUCAUGAGGGGUGAGCUUUUCAAGUUUAAUGUUUUGACAUUAAGUGGUGGUUUUUUAGAUUUGUCUGAAACAGUGAGCUCAUCACAGAUCUGGAAUUUUUAUUACACAGUUAGGCGGGAAGUGUCUGUUUUCCUACAGCAGAUAUGAAGCGCACAUGUUUGGAAGAGACUGUCCAGUAAUCAACCAAAGAAAUUCUUGGUCGACUAAAACGCUGAAAAUUGACCAUUCAGGGGGUUUGACUCUGACCGCAAACCUUUGUGCGGCGGGGGACGACAAUUCUCGGCUCGGUGGGGUGAAAAUAUACUGAUAUCAGCACAAGAAGUUAAUCUAACACAAAGAUUUAAAAUCUAAACAUGUUUAGAUUUUCAGUUUUCAGAGCAUUCCCGUAACAGCCUGUCUCAGAACACCUCAAUUGUUUUGACAAAUUUGGAUUUGCCAAACUGAAAAUCUAAACAUUCAGCAAACCACCGGACGUUGAUUAACGUGGACGCUUUUCAAUCUUCCUGUCUCCAGACGGUCUCCAGUGGGUUUGGCGAAUCCAAAUUUGUGAAAACAAUUGAGGUGUUCUGAGACAGACUGUUACAGGAAUGCUCUGAAAACACCCCCAUGAGCACUUGGUACGUUCCUCCUGAUGAAAUUAACCAUAGACUGUAAAUUGGCGUGACCUAUCAGAAUUUUGGUCAACUAUUGGUUGUCUUCACGACUAGAGGAAGUCAGUCCUUUUUAUCACAACUUCACUGAACUGUCUGGCGGUUUAUGCGGUCACGUUGUGUUCCAGUUGGUUUGGGCUUAAUUUGACAGUCAAACUCUCUGGAGACCAAUCAGAAUAUUGAUCAACUCAACAUAUUGACCAAUAAGUCGAACAGACGACUAGGAUCAGGAUGAUAAUAUUGAAUCGACAGGUGAGAAUUCAGAUACCGUUUUAAACAUGCCUGGUUCCAAAACUCCUAAACGCUACAUCGCCGUGUCCGUUGUGGCCAUCCUUUCCAUGUGCCAAAAUCCGUGACAUCUGUCCCUCCCCCCCAUGUUUUCUGCUCAGCUGUUGUGUCCAAAUAAUGCAGCCAUGUUGCCCAUGUUGCCAGUUUUGUCGCCCUUUCCAGAUUCCUUCCUACCUACCUACCUGCCUGCUACCUCUUUGCCUGCUUGCUUUUACCACCUGCUUUGCCAUUGAUGUGCAUGUAGUUCAAAUGGGGUGAAUGUCUUCACGACUGGAGGAAGUCAGUCCUUUUUUAUCACAACUUCACUGAACUGUCUGGUGGUUUAUGUGGUCACAUUGUGUUUCAGUCGGUGUGGGCUUAAUUUGACAGUCAAACUCCCUGGAGAUAUCAAAUUCAUAGUUAAUCAUGUGUUUGCUGCUUUCCGCUAAUUGGAUAGAGUUUCCAAUUACAGCUAAUUAUUGUAAAAACGCCAAGUCGAGAAGAAUGCGGCUGGCCUCUUAUCAGCGCACUGCUGAGACUGUAGUCAGAAAAUACUCCGCUGCGCACAUGUUUGCUUGAAGUGUCCAAGUUUUCUGUCUGAGUCCUGCUGAGAGCUCAUCAAGGUGACACGAGUGUACGGCCUGAUUCAGACAUGACGUCAUUUGGGAAUAUUUUGUAUUUCAUCCGUCUGGAUCCACCAAGUGUUUCCUUUGCAGCGAUAUUGUCAGUAAAGUCAGAGCUGAGGAGUCCGGUCGAGGCCUCUCAUACCCCCGGCCUUUUUUAUUAUUAAGUACAGGAGAGAAAUAUCGAUCCUAAGAUGUGCUAAAUUACAACCUCCACACUGCGGAUACCUGUGUCUGAAUCAGGCCCUACAGUUUCAUGGGGAGUGGCAUUAAACCUGUUAAUGAUAAUUAAAGUUAAUUGACAGUAUGAUUUGAGAGAUACAGCUGUUCUUGUUAAGAUUUUACAACCAGCUCCCCAUAUCUCCAACAGCCUCACCAGAGUUUGACCAUGAUUACUGCCUGCCCAGGUCUGCAAUAUGGCCGGCCUCCCUGAAUGGUACUGCUCUCCAAACCCACCAAACUCUUUUAUUAGAGUCUGUGUUUUUUGAUCAGAAAUGAUUAGCACUGAAUUCACAGUCACACGCUGUAGUUUUACUAAAAUCUUACAGUACUGCACUAACUUUCAGCUCAUGAUGAUGAUGAUGAUGAUGAUGAUGAUGAUUCUUUUGAAAAGUCCCUUCUGCGCAUUAUUCACUGAAAUAGCCGAAGCUUGUUACCCUCUUGAUUGUGUUAUUUAGUCUUUCUGCCAAGAUCCGUUUUUCUGCUGAGGCUGCACAACAAGGCAAUUAAGAGGACUGCUGGCAUUUCAAUUUUGGACCACUUACAAAAACAGACCCUCUCUCCUUUAUAACAAAGCGUCAUUAGGGAUCCACUAAUAAGGAUUUCUGGCUCAUGACCUAUUUUUCAUAAUUGCAUUAUUCCCCUCCACACACACACAAACACACACAUAAAACAAGGAUUGUUUGGCAUUUGAAAACCACCACCUACUAACAGCUUGACGAGGCCUACACAACAUGCUUUUUAAAUAUGCUAUAACACAAUGUGGAUCAGUGCUUUCAAUCAAGAUUAUAUCCUGAUAUUAAUUCUUUGACCGAUUAAAGAUCGCUCUACAUUUGAAUCACUUAAUUUAAACAGGAGUACAUAAACCCCACUUUUCAGACAGAUUAACUUCUCUGCAUUUAUCCUCGAUUCCCCCACAGGCUGUUGUCAUCUGUUUAUAUCCGGGUCCAUGCGACUGGCAGCAUGACCCAUGUUCUUCUGUUUUUGUUCUUCUGGCAGAGCGCAGUCAGGACAGUGAGGUGGUGAUGCUCUCCGACUCCAACUCCACCCAAGACGCCUUCACGGACCCCGCCAGCUCACAGGACAGCAGCCACAAACCGGUGUCUGUGAAAGCUUGUUCAUCGUCUUCGGAAAGCACGACUCCUGUGAAAGACGGUCAGUCUGCGUCCGAGGACACGGGUAAAGGUUUUACACUUUUUUGACCUUUGUUUGUUUUUGUCACAGCGAUUCGAUUCUAAUUCUUUUAUUUCAACUCUGCUUCAGUUUCACACGGAGAACACUCUGGCAUCCAAGUGGAGGAAAAAGUCAUCCAGGAAGUUGUUGAAUCGGUAGUGGUGACACUCCCUGAGACUUUGGCCCCCAAAGCCUCUGCAGACCCGUGUCCUCUUCCUCUUCCUGUCCCAGCCACCCCUCCAAAGCCACCCCUGUCCCAACAAUCUGCCCCGCAAACUCCAGCCAGCGAAGGGAAGAGGAAGCCAGAGCCUCCCAUCGAGGUUAUCGAGGUGCCUAAAGAGCUUCCUCCGGAGCGCGCCGACCAGAGACGGAUGCUGCUGGACAUGUGCGUCCGCGCUCUCUUCGUCUGCCUCGGCCGCUUCCCUCAGCACUACAAGAGCCUGUACCGCCUGGCCUUCUUCUACAGCAACAGCAGGACCCAUCAGGUCAGCGUGCCCCUGUCAGCUGGUGGCAAAAGACUACUCUCAUUGUGUUUUAAAGGCCAAGUGAUCCAUUAAACCAAAGCUGUACACCUAUAAUCACUAUCCCCUGUCAUUAACGCUGACAGUUAUAGAAGACGGGGCGUGCUCAGUCUGCGUACAGCGUCCUCAGAAGUCACCUGAACUCUUUGCAUGAAUAAUAUAUACAUCAGAGCCUCGGUGGUUAUUGUUUCUUCUCCUUGGCUUUCUCUGCGGUGGGUCUGUGAGCUCUGCAGUGACACACACGAGUUGCUGAAACAGCCUGUGUUGGCUCUAAGGCUCUGUGGGCAGAGGUGUGCGUGGGUGGCAGCACAGUGCUCUCUCAGCCAGUUUGGCACAGGGAGGUUGCGUAGCGCUUUACUGCGGUGGCAUCCUUCUGUCAGCUCUCAGUUUGUUGAACCUUUUAGAUGCAGUAAUUUUCCUCCUCAGUACUGGUGUAUUUAGGGAUCACAGGUUCUUUCUAAACACACUAAUUUGUACUUUUGCGCAGCAUCGUGGUUCCCACAAGUAAGAUAUUUGUGAUGUGUCUGGAGAUGAAGAAAUCCUUUAUUUACUGGUGAAUUAGAAGUCACAAGCGUUCAGUGAAGGUAAUUUCCCCCAGGUUUAAUUAAACGUGGAGUAACUUCCACAGCAGAAAGGUUUAUCUGGGUUUGGUCUCGGCAGCCCGGAUGAAAGCGGACGCUCCCCGGCAGAGAUGAUGAUGACACAGCCGGUUGAUGUGAUGCUGUCGACACAGGUUGCUUAGCUGCCUUUACAACCCGACACAUCCAGUGUUAAAAGCCUCUGUGGCCCUUUUGUUCACACACACACACAAAAAAAAACCCACUCCUCUGACACUGACUGGUGGGCUUUAUCCUCAGUCUGUAAUUUCAUGCUAUAGCCAACCCGCAUUGUGAGAGAUAACUUGGAGUGGCGUUAGCAUGUUUUCAAACAGGAUACUCAUGUAGACACUGAUCUGUGAGUCAUCGUGCUGCGAGAGGAGCUCUGCAUUUUCAUGAUUUUGAAACGAGGAACAAUUUUUACUUCUUAGCAGAUUUUAAAUUCUCUGAUUUGUCCGUAAAACCGACUCUACAAAUGUGAAGGACAUCUACUUCAAUCACCGCUCUGUCUGGUUAACAUAAAUUACACAAACACAUGUAUAUGUAUGUGUGUGUUUUUCAUUUAUUUAUUUAUUUAUUUCCCCCACACAGAACCUACAGUGGGCCCGAGAUGUGUUGCUAGGAAGCAGUGUCCCAUGGCAACAGCUGAAGCACAUGCCAGCACAAGGACUUUUCUGUGAAAGAAACAAGACGAACCUGUUCAAUGUAAGUCACACGUCACUCUGCCUGUUUUCCUCCUUUACCUGUCUCCAUCUACAUACAUCACUCAACACAUCGUAGAUACUUCUGUCAUCACCCAGUUUGUCGGCUCCAAAACCUAAAAUCAUUAAGAUCUCAUCCACACGUCACACCUGUAACUUUGAAAUAAACUGCAGGCAUUUGACAGAAAUGAAGAAAAAUGACUUUCAGAGCAAAAUCGAAAAAUGACUUUCAGACCAGAAUCGAGUGAAAAAAAAAAUGACUCGCUGAUGAAAGUACAAACACUCCCGAUCAAAUUGACCAACAAUAUGGAGCUGUGAUUGAUCACAUCAGUGCACAUCUGUUAGAUGUUGUUGCCUGAUGCCGUCACAGAGCAGCUGCCACAGGCUCCGAUGUGUCACCAUUAGUAACUCGACAGAAAAGAAAGAAACGUACCGCCGCUCGAACAGUCGGUGACUCACAUCAGGAGAGGGUUAGUCGACACACUCGAGAACUGUCAAACUUCCUGCUCUGGUUUUCUUUUUUCUUUUUUUCUUUUGGCCACGUCAUUGUGUUGUGUUUACCAGCAGGACCAACAACACUCGAUGCUCUUUGUUUGGUGUUUACUAUCCGUGAACCAGUCAGUGGUUCAACCUGCUUCUCUGCUUUAACCCUUUAAUGUUGAAUCGGCAGCUGGUUCCUGCUGCUCCAUUUGAUGGCCUUCAAAGUUCAUGAUGACUGAACUUUGAUUUCUCGUUAUUUCAUGAUAUCAGAACAACAAAAAUGAAAUCUGAAUUAAAUUGUACCGUAAGCCUCGUCUUCUGGCUGUAGACUUUCGCUUCAUCAUGAAACCUAACAGCACAGCGGCAGCCAAGAAGGGAGUCCCAGAGGAGGAACCUGAGAAGAGUUUCCUCACGUUUGCUCCUAAUGAGCGCUCCGCUGUGAGCGAACGAUCGGUGUAUUACAGUCACGUUUACCCCUUUUACGCACAUUAAUUCAAUAAGAUGCGCUAAAGUCAUCCCUAAAUAUGGAUCAGCAGACACAAAUGCGGCUAUAAAUGGAGUCGCACAGUGGGAGAUAUUUAGAAUUCUCUGCCUCUCAGAAUUACAAGGCCUUCCACUGAAGGAGAUUACUGUGUGACUCCGUGUCGGAUUAUUUACCUCUUUUCACUUAAAGCAGAUAUUAUGAUGUCUGUUUUUAACGCCUGAAGAGAUUGGCUGACUCUUAGAUUUGUUCCUCGCGUGAUUUCUCCGGGCCUCUGAGAUCAGACUUUUGCAUAAUGUCUCAUCAUCACGUCUUUUAUCAGUCUGUCGUCAGUGCAUAUGUCGGCGGUGAGCAUUAUUCUGGACAUGAUUGUUUGUGUAAGCUGUCGAGUCGAACACCGACUUCAGAGGGCUUCUGGGAACUCGCUGCAGAAGCGAUGUGGGCCGGGCCUGAGCUGGAGGAAGGCUCUGCGAUGCUCUGGCUCCCACAGGGCUCUCACAGAGCCCCUUCUGGAGGCAAACCUGCCACCCUGGCUUUACCAACUGUCAGAGCUUUACUGUUCCCUUCCAACACAGGACAGCACAGACCUUUCUAAAUAUUAAUCAAACAGCACAGUUUUCAUUGUCUGAGGAGGACAUUCACUAAAGUUGCUCGAGUUUGUAUUUCACGCUCUUUCUUGUCGGUUUAAUGAACCGUGAAUACGACAGUGACAGGCUCAGGUUUGCAGAGACACUUAUAAUCACGCUUUUUCUCAUCAACUCUGACCUGUGACCUUCAGCUCUUGAUAAACACACUGAUUAACACUGUGUCUUAUAUCCUGGUUUGCGGAAACCUUCUUGCUGGUUAUUGCGACGUCACCUUGUUUUGAAGGGGACUGGACUCUGCACCUCGUUGAGUCUGUUGGUGAAUACAAACUUCUGGAUGUAGGUCACGAUGCCCUACUUUCCACUCUCUCUUUGGCUGAGUUUCACUAACUGGGGCCUCCAUACGGUAACCUAUAUACUGCUGUUUAGAAAUGAUCCAGAUGAGGUUGUGCUGCAUAAUUUAUCGCUCCGGUUGUCAGGGAGAGAGAUUCCUACAAGGGCAGGCUCGCAUUAGAACCGUUUAUGAACAGAUAAUAUUAACGAAGUGAUCAGAGGUUAUGAUUCAUUCGGAUAUUAACUAAAUGUAAGUAAUUAUUUCCAGAAUUAUUCAAAUAGAUCUGUUGGUAAUUGGUGCUGUGGUGCAAGGUUUAAAGACCGUGAGCUGCUCAGAACAUUAUUUGUUCACGAUGAGUGUGAAUUAGUGUAAAGGUGAUUUCUGAUUUUAGAGAGAAAAAGAUUUCCCAAUGAUCGUAAUAUCAUGAUAAUUAAAAAAAGACUAUUCAUGAUGUGACAUCUGCAUCACAUACAUUUAAGCAGCUUCAAAACUCUUCAAUUCUUCAACUUAUUUAGAGCUUUGACUCAUUUUUGAUAAUAAAACUCAUUUUAUGAAAUUCCAGAUUUCACUUGCUGUAUUUUUGCUCUAAGUCAUAAAAAUGUGAAGAAUUUUUUAUCACAUUUUGCAGAUCGAACAAAUCCCUUAAUCUUUUUAAGAUUUAACAUGAAAUCCCUUUAAUACGUCAUGACCCGGGUUUAUAUUUGAUUAUGACUCAUAGCGAUGUCUAUCAUUUUUAGCGUCUUUGGGCAGUCGUUCUCUCGUUAGCUAUCACUGCAGCCUCUCUUUUGUCGUGCUCAUGUUGUCCCUUGGCUUUCCAGACACACACAUAUACACUCCAGCCUCCUCCUCCUCCUCCUCCUCCUUCUUCUUCUUCUCUUUCGUGCUGCUAAACUUUGUUUCUCGUUGAUCUCAUGGUGAAGUGAAAGUGAGAGCUGCUGCUGUUGAAGAAUAGAAGAGGAGAGGUGAGGUUUACUUGAUUCAACGUCUUGGAAGUAACGUUGCAGUCAGCUCUAUUAUUGAGAAAUAAAAGUCUGAUUCAUCGCCAGGCUCUUGUCUCAUGUGAUGAACCUCAUUAUGAAUCGACUCGAGGUCUGUCUUCUACAUUAUAAAAGCCUUUUAUGAAGUUUUAAUGUGGGAUUAAGUCCUGAAAGCUGGUAUUUGUAGUUUGAGAGUCACAGAUACUGAAUUUUAACAACAUUUUAUGAUGUUGUUGCUUUAUUUAUGAGCAGGAAUUUGUUCUGUGGCGUGACUUUGACACAAAAUCUUAAUCACAUUUUAUUGGUGACAUACAGACUUUGGACCUUAUCCAAUGAUGGCAUGUUUUCUGUUGGUGUGUUUGAUCGCCAGGCUGAUAAAAUCUCACCUGUACAGCAACCAGAUGAAUUUCAACAUUUUCAUUAAUUUUCUAUGUUGAUUGCGCAGCAGUUUUUACACUGAUAUAACCUCCAAACAUGAUCAAUAAUGCAGUAGGAAGGUUGUAGUCGUGGAGUGCAGUGUAAUUCAGUGAUUCUUCAGCAGACUAACAGCAUGUUAUGACAGUAUGGGCAGAAAUGCUGCUGCAUCUGCUGCUCAGGAUUACUGCUCAGUGAUUGUGAGGAGUCCCUGUGUUCAGUCAGGCACCGUGGUUACCUCCUCCUCCUCCUCCUCCUCCUCCUCCUCCUUACACUCACAUACAUGCUUACAUAUUCCUCCACCCACUCACACGCUCACUCUUCACCAAGCUUCAGAGAAAAUGGAUUCCCUUGUUGCCGUAUUUAAAAAAAAAAAAAAAAAAAGGAAAGCCCUCACUGGUCUUGUAACUCAAUCAAGUCUUUUUUUUUUUUUUAAGUUUGUGUCUCUGCAGGAAAAAAACAAUCAGUUCCAGGAUGAAACUUUGCUCCUAUAGGCAGACUCUUAAACCUGGAUUUGUGGGAUUAUAUAAGACGAGGUUAUUAGGUCCUCUGAGGAGCAGUUACACUUGCAUUUCUUCUCUGGUAUGACUCAAACAUUUAUGUGUCGAGCAGUACGCUGUAGGUGGAGCUCCAAUCAGGAGGACCUUGUUUUUCUUUUCAUUUUUUUUGACUAAGGGGAGGAGAGUGUUGGCCAAAUGAAUACAGUUUGUAGAAGUUGAUAUUUUGAUUUGCAUGUUGGAGGGUUUAGUCUGUCUUGCAUUGCCUCCUUCUUCUCCUCGUUGUGCAGUUCAGCUUUGAGGUUGUUGUUUUUUUUUUCCCCCUCAUACAACAGGAAGCAGGAAAAAAACAAAGGUGUGUGUUUGAGACACGACCAGAGAGGAAAGGAAGAAGGUGAGGGGCUGAGGAAACACUGAGCGUGUGUGUGUGUGUGUGUGUGUGUGUGUGUGUGUGUGUGUGUGUGUGUGUGUGUGUGUGUGUGUGUGUGUGUGUGUGUGUGUGUGUGUGUGGGCACCAGAGUCUUAUCUGUUCAGGCAGCUCUGUUCUUUCUUUCUUUCUUGGGUUAUUGUGGGCUUUUCCUCUUUUCCUACACAAACCUGUCUUCUUCUUCUUACUCCGAUUCUCUGCCGCCGCUCCUCUCUAAUAGUGUGCCAGCCUCUUGAUGCCUCCCACUACCCUGAUGUGGCGGCACUGAGUUCAUUUUUCAGCCAGUUUAUGUUCUCUUGUUCUUUUCCUGUUGCUCCGUCUUCAGGGUGAUCACGCUCUACCCCUCCCCCUGGCUCUUAUUCGCCCUACUCAUCUGCUCUCUCUGUUGCACUCCUCUGUUUCCUCAUUACUCUCUCUCCCUCUCACUCCUCUGUUUGUGUGUGUAUUGUGUGGGUGUGCACCGAUGGGCGGGAGUUUCUUCGCCUGCCUCCGAUUGGCUGGCAAAAGCCUACAACGAUUGGCUGCUCGCUGUGUAUAGUGCGGGAGAAAGCGAAAGAGGAGGGGGGAGAACUCCAGCAGGCUGGGGUCAGGGGAGAGCGGAGAUAGAGUGCGUGGGUGUUUUUGUUUUGAGAUGGCAGGGUUUGAAAGCGGGAGAGAAACGAGUCGGGUUGUCUGUCAGUGGCAUACUGAGCUCGUAGGCCCUGACAUCAGCGCCAUUUCUCCUCUCGCCAAGAUAUCUGGCAUUCUCCUCCUCUUCUGUUCCUGCUCCGCCGUGUGCAGCCGUGCUUCCCUCCUCUCCUCUCCUGCAGCUCUCGCUGCCCUAGCACCCAAAUGCAGCCCGCCCCUUGCUCUCUGAGCGUGAGCCUCUUUCAGGGUGGAGGCGCUGCCAGGGCUGCUGGUGCCGCUACCGCCAGCAGGAAACUGUCCAAAAGAAAACUAACACAGGCGCCGUGGAGUAGCUUUCUUUGGUGAUGGUGAGUCGCUUCCCCUCUGACUUUUGUGAGAUCAGGCCCAGGUUUGUGUAUCUUUGUGCGUGCAGAGUCAGUGUGUGUUGUUUUCUGAGAGUUAGUGUUACUCCUCUGGUGUUGUGUGUUACUUUUUACAGACCGUAACAGUAAUGGGGAUCUGAUUUCUGCAUGUCAGGAGCUCCAGAGUAAAAUGAUGUGAAAUUGAAUCACCCAGGUUAUCCUCCUCCUCUGUGCAUGUUUGUGCAAUCUUCAGUUGUAGUUUGUUGGUUCCUGCCUGCAGGCUGACCUCUGGUUGACACCCGGUUUGUGCAACUUUCCUGCAGAAGAUAAGUUUCAUCAGGUGAAAUAUCUAGGCCUUGUGCUUUAACUUCCUGUAGUUGUUGAGCAGACAGACAUUGUUUUGUUUUGGCUCAUUCACACAGAGGUAAAACUCUUCUUUUGUCCCUGCUCUCUCAUUCAGAUAUUUUACAGAUUUUCUCUUAGAGUUAAAACAGAGUGAAGAAAGAAAGUCGUCCCAGUUCCUCUUGAAUAAUUUUAAGAAGUAGUGUCAGAGCUCAUUACUCCAGGGAAUGUUUUAAGAAAUUGCGCUCUGGGGCUUUUGGAUCACCCCGAUUAUUUGAUAGUAAAACAUUGAGUCCAAAAAUGUGGGUGUGAGUAUUUUCGUGUUUCCCUGGAGUCUGAACCUGAACUCUCACUCGCUGACGGGUUCACUCUGACGUGACGCGGUCCAGUUGUAUUUCUGGCUUUUAUCAGGUUAAAUAUGUCAUUUUUUUAUGAUCUUUAGACUUCCUUGUAAACCCUAACUGCUGUUUUUCCUCCUCUCUGUCCGAACAAAGGACCCCGCUCGGACCUGAUUAUGAUCUGGCGCAAAGAUCAGAUUCCAUUUGUACCAAAUCAUUCUCCUGUCAUGUUUUUCCUCUUGUCUGUGGUGCAUCUUAAUCUCUGGGCGAUGUAUCGGCUACAUCUGUGCCAAAGCUGUCGCUCCAGAUCUCAGACCACAGAGCAGUGGUCAUUUUCCCCCCUCACAUUAAAAAAAGAUGCUUAAAAUCAUUGCAGUUAAAGUCUUACAAAUCUGCUUUAGCUGUUGUGCUACAGCGUAAUCUGAGUAAAGCCAUGGCUCUGCUUCCCCUAAACAGAUUUGCUGUGGCUGGAUGGUUCUCUGAUGAGGAACAACUCUCCUCCAUUAGAGAUGUUUUUCGAAGUGAGCCGAGCCCACCCCCUCAUCACACUUGUCCCUCUCCUCUUUGGAAGCUUUUGGUAAUCUGUGCAUCGAGAGGUUAAAACCUUCCCCAGCCAGGUUACGUCAUUCCAUCAUAAUAAAUCUGCUCAUUUUCCCACCGGCAUCAGAGCCAUAUGUUUGAGUUUAGGUUUGUUGUUGGGCACCAGAUCGGAAUUAGGAUUAAUUCGAUAAAUCAUGACAGGUGUCACUACCAAUAACUUAGUAGUCAUGAGGUGAAAAAAGGGACUUUAAAGAGAUACUCUGAUUUUAAUUUAAGUAACACCGCAACACCAAGUUAGACACCCCCUCUAGAGAUGAAUGUUGCCGACCGCUUACUUCUGUAGUUUUACCAACUUUAGUAACGACCGCAGGAUAGAAAUACACAGCAGUCUGAGGAGCCAUAAACAAACCUCAACCAAAACGCCACUCUAUAGCCACAAAUAAUGCUCAGAACAGCACCUAACUCUGGGUGCUCCUGAGCUGGUGAAAGAGUAAGACAUGUUUGUUUGAACUACCGUCGAACUUCUUAUUUUAAGUGAAUAAGCACGCUGCACAUUAAAACAUCGACCCCUCUGCUCUGGAAAUAUUUCCGAAGCUGAGAGAAAGUUUACAUUUGAGUGAAUGGCAACAAAUCUGCGUAUAUUUCAGUGUACUAGAGCAGCGAACACGAGGCCCAACAUUGCCUGCAGCCACACUGCUACUACCACCACAACAAGAGCAUCUCCACCUCAGCUACGGUCAGCUAACGUUAAACCAGAGAUGGACGCCAAGUCUCUAAAAAUCUGAGAUUCUUCUCCUGCUGAAAACUGAAAUUCCACUGGAAUGUCAACAUGAUGAAGUUAGGGGCUGUUCUGUAGAUUCACCACCUCGUCUGACCAACAGUACAUAUAGGGUACCAGCCAUAGUACUAGCCAUCAAACAAGAGACUAAACACAUCUCACCCACUCUCCUCCAGCAGCCACUUGUUUGUGGGUGAGCCCUGACGAGUUGAUCGCCAAGUGAAGCGGAGUUUCACAGCUCUAGGAAGAACAUUUAUGAUCAUUACUUAAUGGAAAUACAAUCAGACCGAGACGCUAAGACAGAAGAACUACAGCGUCUGCAGAGCAAAAUUAUUACUAUGAUGAUGAACAUUCAUCUCUGGAGGGAGUGUCUGACUCGGCGUUACAGCGUGUUUGACCAUAACUCAGAUUUACGCCGGAAUAUCCCUUUAAGGUUGUCAAAGGCAGGCCUGGAUUUCCUCCCGAAUGUAGACUCUCUGUGUCACAUUUCGACCGUUUCCGAGCGAGCAGACCUAAAGUCUAUCCUCAGGAACGUCAUUCGUUUUGAUGGGUAUAUUUGCCUCGCUUUCCCGCGUCGUUCCUCUCCAGUGGCUUUGAAAAUGUCAUCUGACAAUCUGAAGCUGUCGGUGAGGAGGAGCAGCACGCUCCCCCGGUGCCUUCAGCAGCUGAUAGAGCCAUCUCAUUUGUUCUGUUCUGUCCUGAUAUGGUCAUCUUUGUUUAGUCUCGCGCACGUUCUCCGAGGCCAGAAGCUGUACUCGCUGCCAUGUGCUUCAUGGCUAUACACAGCCUAGGCCACCAUCUGCACUCUCCUCAGUAGCUUCAGAGAGCAGAACCUCGCUUCGCUUCACCUGCUGAGAAGACAUGUGCUCACAAAUACAAAAAAAAAAACAAGGUGGACUCCACCAUCAAAAAGCACCUCAUCCUGCUUUCUUUAAAAGGAGGGGCUGUUUGUUGGCAGCCGGGCUGCUGCUCUGUGUUAUUGCUUGGACAGAGCUGAACACUAAUGAGGCUCCCUAUCAUGUGUGCCCAGAGAGAAGCCCCUCACACCCCUCCUUUUCCACCUCCUACAUGGCCAGCCAGUCCGAAAGAUCUCCCCUGCUGCCUUUCCAUCCCCUCAUUAAGGCUCUCUCCUUUGAAUGCCGUGUUUUUAACUCCCAUUAAUUCCUUUGGCUUACUCCUCUCCUCUCUUACCUUUUUUUUCUCUGUUAAUUGUUUCCAUAUGUCUUUGAAAAACUAAAGUAGCAGCAGAAAAGAGCGAUGAAAACAAACUUUCAGAAUUUACAAAUCCUCCUCCUUCACUCACACGUCAGUUACAGCUUCUUACUUUUAAAAUAAACUUUUGUAUCUCAUUCCUGAAUUAAAACCAAGUUUGAUUGUUUUCUCUAUUAUUUACCCCUCAGUCUAAUUCACCACAUGAUCCCGCAUCUUCUCUUUCUUUCUCCGCCUCCUUCAGGGCAUCUGGCGUAUCCCAGUAGAUGAGAUUGAUCGCCCAGGGAGUUUUGCGUCUCAUAUGAACCGUUCCAUUGUCCUCUUGCUGGAGGUGCUGUCUCAACUUAAGGAUCACGAUACUCUGCUGAAAGUCUCUUUCAUGCUGCAGAGAACCCCUGACCAGGGAAAGUAAGAACCCGCUUUGUUUGAUGUUACCACUUCUGUGAUGUUUUAUGUAUUUGUUUCUUAACAUCUCUCUUCUUCUUCUUCUCUCUUUUGCCUGAAGGAAGUAUUUACGGGAUGUUGAUCGCCAGGUUUUGGCCAAGAGAGCAUUUUUCCUAACUGUAAAAGUCCUGGAGGACAAUCUCAACAGUCUCACAGGGGUGAGGAAGCACAAAUCACCGCACACACACACUCGUACUCGGAGCUGAGGGUCACGGUGUGUUUUAGUCGUCUGGCACGCACCCACUUUGUGUUUUGACAGGUUCUGUUCUCUUUCAGGUUUCUGAGCAACUUCGCAAAGCGCCUGCGCCCUCCAUGGGGGAGAUGACCACAACAGACGCUUCCAACCGGCCCAGCUCAGAGGACAGCAAGCAUGCACCGCCGAAGAAGGCUGGACUCACAGAGGGGACUGUCGUCACUGAUACAGGACCGAAAGACACUUCUCAGGUGCAAAUCAGCGCCCCACUGAUGUCCAUCGAUAAAGGGACUAAGGUUCAGGAGAGCCACCCUGGAAAAGUGGAGACUGCUGGGAGUGAGGGGCAGAAAACAGGGCCGGAGGAGCCCAUGGAGCUGGACUCUGGUAACUGGAGGAGGCCUUCUAUCACCACUGAUUCUCAGGGCAACCAAUCAGAGACUGAGACGCCUUUGAGCGCUGCGGAGCCCCUACAGAAAGUGACCGACAGCGUUCGGACACCAGAGCUGUCUCUAGAGGAGCUGAGUAUCAGCUCCAGACAGCAACAGCUCCAAAACUCGGCACCCAAGGUCGCCGUGGCGGCCAGCGGGACCGACCAGAGCUCAGUACGGAGGCCGAACAGGAAGAGGAAGCUUCUCGAGGACGUGGAGUCUGGAAAAACUUUACUGCUGGACGCCUACAGGGUCUGGCAGCAGGGCCAGAAAGUCAUGACCUACGACCUGGGACGCAUCGAGAAGAUCAUGUCGGAGACUUACAUGCUCAUUAAACAGGUAAAACUCUCCGACUUCACACCACAUCCGGUUUGUUAAGUUUGCUGAGCAGUGAACAACAUUGUUUACAUGCUGCUCUGUCUGCUGUCUUCACUCUGAAAUCCAAAAUAUUUCCACAGUCCUAAUUUAUCCUCGAGGGACGAGUUAAUUAUCUGUCUCCUCUUAGCUGCUCCCCAUUCUCUACAUUAGACGCUCCUCGAGCUGCUCUUUAAUUAAACAAGGACGCCAAAGCAAAGCUGAAUCUUUAAGGAAGCAACUUGGGCAAUUAAACUGGAAUGUAUUAAUGCAUCGAUUGAUUACAUUUUAGUGUACAAAGAUAAGUUAAUUUUGUGUUUAUUAACCCUCUUCAUUACGGUAACAGUCGCUAAUUUGUGCAGGAAGCCCCAAAAUGUUCAAAACAUGAAAUAAACAGUCAGUAGUUUAUUUUCAGUGGCAGCAGAAGUCAGUCAAAUAUCUGGUCUCUGUGGUUGUAGCAGGUCUGUAGAGUAACACCACCCUCUUCACUUCUCCACCCAUCAUCCUGCAGUGAAAGUGAAGCAGCUCACUUUGGGAAAUGACUAAGUUUUAAUGAGUCAGUGGAAGUAUUCAGAGUCACCGGCGUUAAGUGUUUUUUUUCCCUUCAGGCGUCUAAAUUUACUCUAAAACAACAAUCCACUUAUUGACAAAGUCUCACUCACAGGGUAAUUAGAGGGAAAAAGUCUUUUGGGGUUAGUGAGUGUCAUGUCAUGUGAUCGACUUGGGAGUUGUCUUUACGAUCAAUGGAGUUCAAAACCCAGCGCAGGCCUCGGGGGAUUGGUACUGUACAAUCACUAUCUGAAUUUUGUUGUGCUUUUGCAAAGUCAUGCGUGCCUCAUAUCGGUCCUCUCAAAGGGAAACGGGUUCGGGAACCCCCUGAUGAAACUUAAAGAGAAAAAAAACACCCACGGUACGACAGGGACUUUCCCUUAUUGUAGGUUUUUACUCUUGAACGUAGAUUUGGUCUCUGUCACUCUGUUUCCCCCUGAAUGAAGAGUGUUUGUAGGAUGUCGAAUCUGAAGGUUAACGGGGAGUAAAGGGGAGUUUUGUAGUUUCACCCUGGAUUGUUGGGGCUUUUUUUAUUAUUGCAUCAGUAAAUGUGGCUCCAGAUGCCAAAGUUUAUCCAGUUUAUUAAACUGUAAUAUUUGUAGAGUGAAUUUAAACAAAAGCUAGCACGGUGUAUUCGAGGUAAAAUAAUUAUGCGCACUGCAAGUUAUGUCAUUAUUUGUGUAAAAAAUCAACAAACGCUAAAACACUAAAUCUAAAGACACACUUUCUUCCAACUUUUCUGGUUUCCUGAUUGAACUGAAUGUUUUUGAAAACCAGCAGCGUUCAGUGUGUGAUGCAGACUGCAGCUGCAUGUGAGCCGCUGGUAUCCUUUGAUUCAGAGGAGUCCUGAAUACUUUCGUUUCCACACCAGGGCUGCAUCUCACGAACAUUUAAAUAGUCGAUUAGUCGACUAAUCGGAUAUGUCCGUGCAUCAAGAACGAGCUGCCAUGGUAUGUCUGCUUUGUAAACCUUGCAAGUUUUUUUUUGUUUUUUUUUGCCUUAUCGAGGCUAAAGUGCUCCCAAACUUUGGAGGCUUUUAAGCGAGUACUCGUAGCCACUGUAUGGGACGCCAGCAACGCCAUGUUUGAAUACCCGACUACUCAGCAGAGACGCUAUUGUGCAUGUGUGACUCUGGACAGAGGUCAUAAUGAAGUAAGAUGCCUCACUCCACUGAUUAAAACACGUCUGGCGACAAUAGGGUUCGAUUCCCCCCUAUCCCAAGUCUGUCUGUUGUGUCGUUGGGCAAGACACUUAAUCCACCUUACUCCCAGUGUGUGUCCUCCACUGGUGUGUGAUUGUGAGUGUUGUGUGGUGGUGGUUGGAGAGGCUGUAGGCGCAAACUGGCAGUCACGUUUCUGUCAGUCUGACCCAGGGUAGCUGUGACUACUAAGGUAGUUUAACACCACUGAAGUGUGACUGUGUGAGCGAAUGAAUGAUGCAUCCAACGUAAAGCACUUUGAGGGUCUCUGAUGAAGCGCUAUAUGAAAUCUGAUGCAUUAUUAUUAUAAUUGUUGGCGAUAGAAUCCAGUGUCGACUUUUUUCAUUAUCGAUUUUUGUUGACAAAGUCGACUUAUCGUUGCAGCCCUAAACUCCACCUGCACCACCAGGUAAAUCAGGUUCUCCUCUCAGCGCUGGAGUUCCCCCUCGUUCUUCCUCUUUAAACUCGGGUUCCUCUACAUGCCCUGAUGUGUCUGCAGUUAACGGCGUGUCCCUGUCAGUCGCUCAUUAUACAGUCCGGUUGUAUGUUUUUCUCCCUGAAGCCCGCUGACUCAAACAGCUGAUCACUUCUGUGCCGUGUCUGAGAUCAACUCAAACCUGAAUGACAAAUUAAAGCGCUGAAGAAUUUCUGAAUAGAGAGUGCAUUUACUCCAAAAUACCGCUCUGGUCUGGGUGUUGGUAGAGCUGACCUUAUACUCUUACUAUUGAAAGCACCUCAUACUACCUCUCUUCAAAAACCUGAUAUCUGUCUAAACGACGCCUGUUAUGUAAAAGUAUCGCUGUUCACCUUCUCCUUCCCUGCUCGUUUCUCUUUGUGACAGAUUUUGAAAGUCAGUCUAACUUCAGCUCUUUUCUCCAGCAGUGAUGACACAGUUGUAGAACAGCCCACCUCAGCUUACACAGUAAUAUCGAGCUGAAGAUCAAUGCUGGCCUUACAGAAGCUGCCGUGUCGCAGAAGAGGCUGUAGCUAGUGUAGGCGAGGGACAGCUGAAGAAGAAGAAGAAAUCAGGAGAAAGGCCAACCUGAGCAGAUCUCUCUUUUUCUUUUAGGUGCUCAGAUUCCUCGCUGUUCUUUUUGGAAGACGGCAAAGUGAAUAUUUUCUCAGACACACCCAUGAGAGAAAGAAGCCAGAACUAGCCCUGACAUGUUUCCUGUCACAGACGCAGAGUUAUGAGAUUAAUAUGCCUGAACACUCUCCACGAGCACAUCUAGUGAUCGUACACCUACGUACACCAGCUGCUGACACUUGGUGUUGUUAUAUUCUGCAUCGCACAGUGACACAUCGCUACAACUCCGAUCUUAUUAUGUCUCCAAAAUAUGAAUUUUUCACAUUUUCAUUCUCUCAGACUCACAGAUCGUACGUUUCCACUCAGACGGCUGGAGAGACAACAGGGUUUGAUUUCACAUAAACGUUUUUUAUUGAUGUGAUGGGAGGUGACACGCUGAAAUUUGCCUCAUUAUAAUUAUAAUCAUUAUGUGAUAUUGAUAAGUCAUCGCUGAGAGUGUGUGUGUGUGUGUGUGUGUUUGCAGUGAAGCAGACAUGAAUUGAAAGCAGUCAGCUGUGAUGCACCGAUGCUUGACUCAGUCCAUUUAACAAUUGUCAUCACUGGAAAAGUAGAAUGAAGCAGCUGUUUAACAAAAAAAGGGAAAAACUCUUGGGGGGUCGCUGAACUGAUGCACACAACAGGCUGCUGGAGGGAACAGAACAGCUGUGUGAGCAAGAUUGCCGCCGAGCGUGUGAUGUAGGGCGGCAGCUCAGCUCGCGGACUCCCACACAUCCGUCCACACGAGCUGCGCCGCCUCUUUAAAGGGAGACGUUCUCUGCUGCUGCUGCUGAAAUCACAGACUCAAGAUCUGAGGAAAUCCUCCAGAACAGAAUCAGCUGAGAAGAAGCUGUUACUGGUUUUUCACCAGUGUCACUGUGGUGAUAAGCAUGAGGCGCUAACACAAGACCAGUCAUCUCCUGUGACUACGUGAGGAAUUUGCCGCCAUGGCGCCCGCUGUAUGAGGACGUUCAGCUGAAUGAUGAGAGGAAGAUCAGAGAUGUUGUGAUUCCGGUGUUUGCCUCCAGAGAGAGAGAGAGAGAGAGAGAGCACCUCUCAGAGCGUCAGUGCAGAACCAAAACUACAUGUUGUUCUUAAAUAUGAUCACGGGGUUCCUACACAAGUAUGGAAAUAAAUUUGAUCCAUUUCCAGGUCUUAAAAGUUUAAAAAAUGAACAUGGAAAAAUAUUAAUGAUAUUAGACUCUUUUUUAAAAUAGAAAAGUAGGUAUUUCCAAAGAUAAUUCUCCAAAGUAGGGUUUGGAAAAGUAUGAAAAUUCCAGCUGUGAAGGAACCGUGUUAUCAGUUCUGUGUUUGUCCUCUGAAUCCUAAUUUUUGAACACUACAGACUAGCUCAGCUGAUAUAUCAUUUCUUAAAGUCAUGAUCCAUUUCAAAGUCUCGAUCCGAUUCGAGGGAAAUCCAAAUUUUGUAGUCCGGGAUUCGUGUCCAUCAGCACCACGUCUGCAGAAAACAGUCGGUGCUCGAGAGCGUAGGAGUGACCGUAUGUGCGAUCAUCUGAAACACAAUACUGUCACGACUUCUGUCUUCUCCAGGAUUAGUUUGUGGGUAUUUCCAGACUGAAGGAAGUUUUCCCUAACUUAAAGAUGCUGCGCUGUAGGAUGAACUACUGUAGUUCUUAAGAGGAACCUUUUAGAGCUUUCUUUGUCUUUUCACGGCUCUGCUUCCAUCUGUUGAUUGUUUUUUUUCUCCAUUUCUGAUGAAUUCAAUAUUUUCUGCUGUUAUUUUGGUCGCCUGAACAGAUCAUGUGACGAUGUUCCUCUGCCCUGACGUCCUGUCUCUCUCUCUCUGUCUGUUUUUACUCUCAGGUGGACGAGGACGUCGCUCUGGACCAGGCCGUGAAGUUCUGCCAGAUCCAGUUGGCCACUUCUGCCCAAAGACAGGUAAAACAGUUCAAACCAGCGUCUCAGUCGUUCCGCUCAUGUUUCAUCACGAAUCCCUCACUUUCAUUUCACGCUCAGAUCACACGGAAGUAUUCGGGCCGUGACGAUGACACUGUUUUAAACAUACGGCUGUGUUUUCUCACGUUAGGGGAGCUUUAAUGAGCCUUAAAGCGCUGUUAUGAUGGCACUUCCAGUUCGUGGUUUUAAGCCCUCAUUAGAGGUCUUUAUACAUGAACUGAUCCAGGUUUCACUCACACUGGAGAUGCAAAUCUAGCUCGUACAGAUCUUCGUUUACAGUAGAGUCGUCAGUUCACUGUUUUCAGGUGUUUGUGGAGAGAAAUUAAACAAUUGAAAGAGUUUGCGUUUUUAACCACCUGAAGUAAACUGAGUCAACAAAGAGAGGAAGGAAAGGUUUAUUUCUACAGCACAGUUUAUCUUUAAUGCUGAUUUGUUCGCCUGCUGUUGAGCUUUUAAAUAACAAUGACACUUUGAUGCGUCUGUGUCUGCAGAAAAGGUAACGGCAGAUAGGUGUUAGCAGAAAGCCUCACUAAAGGAAAUCUUCCUAACUGGUUUGUUCUGUGUUUUUUUCCUCUGAUAUUCAGAUCCAUGUUCCUGCACGUCCCAAAAAUAGCCUCUUAGCGUGGUGAAAACGCUCCCUGUCGUCCUCUCAGCCUCACGCAGGAGUUGCCAAACUUAUCAUUAGUUUUAGUGUCACCCUGGGUUUGCAUGGCGCUCAUGAGUGCAGGCAGUAUGAUAAUGAUACACAAAGCUAAAUGACAAACAGAAGCAUCUUAAUACAUGAGCCGAGUGUGUCUAAUUGGAUUUAAUCUGACGGGUUCAUCCAGGGCUAAACGAACUACAAACACUGCUUUGUCUGCCGCGCUCAUAUUCCUCGUCGUGUCAUUAUCCGCUCUGCUUCAUCCUGUGUCAGCGACUCCCCCUUCCUCACAUCCCUCCUCCUCCUGCCCACACAGUCAACAAGGGUCCCUCUGCCCACAUCCUGUUGUCACGGUGACACCCCCCCCCUUCCUAAACCUUGUGCUCUCGAGAAGUCACCGUGGGCAAAAUAAAUCUGUUUUUCUUGUUCACUGAUCCUCUCAUCUGAUUUUCUGCUCGAGUCUUUUUGUUGUUUUUGUCCGUUUUGUGUUCGUCUUCAGCGUUUGGGUGUUGGUGUGUGAAAUUUAGAAACUGAGAUGAUGAUCUACGUGAGGCAGAAAGUUUCUUAAAUAUGUAAAAAACCAGAAGAGAGAAAAACGAAUGCUGAUUGUGGUCGCUCAUGAACUUCCAGUCAUCCUCGGUUAAUGUGACUAAAUUUUCACUUUUUUUAAGAGCUCCAGUUGGUUCUGCUUCGUACAGGUCCUCUAUGUGUGAAACGGUUAUUCUCUCUGACUGUGAAGCAUAUAUACCCUUGCUAGCUUGGUGACGACCCCUACAACCACUACAGUUAACUUCAUUAAUGUAGCUCCAUCUGUGGCCGUUCACAGCGCUUUUCUGUACCUGCGUGUUUAGUUUUUGGAAGCUCAAAUCAAAGGACCUCAACAGUAGGGCUGGGCGAUACGGCCUCAAAUCAAUAUCAUGAUAUAUUGAUCAGUUCACCUCGAUAACGAUGAAUGGACGAUAACUACUCCACAAGCUGCUCACCCCCUCCCACAUUAUUUACAACUUUCUCUCCGUCCUCCAUCUCCUCACCUGUCUUUCCCUCUUUGUUACAGACUGGAUGGGGUGGAGUCACGUCUCUGAUGUAGGACAGCGUCUUUAAGGGACAUGAGACCAUAGCCUACCUACACACAUCCAAAACCAACUUUGAUUUAUUUAUUUAUUUGACAUUGAAUAUACAGAUAUGGGAAAAAUGACGUUGGUUAUUGUCCUGAAUUUCAGUAUCGGUAAAUUUUCGGUUUAUCGCCCAGCCCUAUUUUGACCCUAACUGAAAUUCACACUAAAGUAAACCUUUAAAGUCCCUUUUUUCACUGCAAAGUUAUUGGUGGUGUCACCUGUCAUGACUUCUCUUGGCCUCAUGAUUUCAAUCUAACUAGUGAAUUCAUCCUAAUUCAGAUCUGGUUCCCAACAAUCAACCUAAAGUAAAUUUUCGGUUUAUCGCCCAGCUCUACCUGCAUGUUUAGUUUGUUGAAGCUCAAAUCAAAAUACCUCGACAGUUUUUAAGAUGCAUCUGAAUUUUCACGUGAUAAUUGAGUGAAAUGAGCCUUUCAGAAGCCCAGUGGUGUUAUUUUCCAGCGUUGCAGUCGGUCGAUGCUGCAGUGGUGUUUUGUGUGCCAAAAAGAACAAAAAUCACACUAAUAAUAAAAAACUGAUAACGAUGACAAACCUAUCAAAGUGUAAACACUCUUUACAGGAGGGUAGAGGUCUUAAAAUGGAAUAUAGAACAAAUCUGUGACUGUGUAAGAAUUAAAAAGAUCUGAAUUGUGAAUUCUGAUCUUAGAGUCUUAGUUUUGAUUUAUUUAUCACCACAUGUUGCUGUUACAUGACUCCCCUCAUGUAUGGAGGAUUAACCAGUCGUCUGCAGACUCUUCUCAGACCUGCUUGCUCGCUCGUCGUCGACCUGUUAGACGUUUUCAUAAUUAACCCGUAAUCGUGUUUGCUCAUGCUGCUAAUAAGACAGCGGCCCUCUGCUCCCAGCUCCGCUCUGCGGUCUAAUCGAACUGGUGUUUGGUUGUAAUUACUGUUCUUCCAGCUCUUGUCAUGGUUUUUAUCUCCGUCGUGGGAAAUGUGAGUAGGCACCUUGGAAGCUCUCGCCUCGAGGACAUGAAAAAGUUGUUUUCUGCCUCUCACAGAUUCACACGUUCCUUCAAGCCCCCACAAGCGCAGAGCGAGAUCUACUCGUGUUGUGCGGAGCUGUUUUGUAAUCUGAGUUGUUUGCCUCCUCGCUUUUAAAACCACAUCAGGUGCAAAAAAAAAAACAAGGGCAAACUCUGUGUGAUCGACGGAGGUCUGAUCUGUUUUAUUUUUAGAUUUUUGCUCUCGACCUUUCGCAGACAUGACGAGCAUUUAUGAGAGUUUGAUGAAGGCGUCUGUCGAAACUCUCCGCUCUCACCUCUGGGGUGUAAAUGAGCAGAGUUGGGAGUUGUUUUUUUAAGUUUUGACACGUAAUAAAAUCUGAAUUUGACGCUCUGUAGUCUGUCUCGUAUGUGCGGGUAAAUUGAUUAAAGUGUUCAGUAGGCCGGUGUUUCAUUUGUGCCCAAACCUGAACAUCUACAGCUGCUCUAAUCUGAUCUAAAGCCCAAUCUCCAUAAUUGCAAAGAACCGUUUUUCAGUUCAGACUGAGGGACACUCCAAACCCAGAGGAGGCUCCACGCCGGCUGCAUGAUCUGUGCUGCAAUUUUCUCAGGUACCGUGUUCGUCUAAUGUGCGCGGCGGUCAGGCUGACUUGUUGCCGUCUUUGUUGCCGAUGUUUAAUUCAUGAGGUAUGAAUCAUCAAAGCGGGCUCUGAACGCUCGCAUGCUUCGGAGCUGCUGUGCCGCUCUGUGUCGAGUGUGGAGGAGCCGUAGCUGUCCAUGCUUUUGGAGGGCUACUCUGUUUGAUUUGUCUGUUUUACGCCGCGUGAAUCCCCAGGGGACCAUCAUCAUACAUAGACUCUGAUUCAGACGCUCAAUUUGACUUCAACUCCCAGCAGAGAGAGAAAAAAAGACAGGAGAGCUGUUACUGCCAAAGUCUCCUCUGCUCACAUACUGAGUCUGUCAGAGCGGCUCGUUCGGUGUAAUUUGGUCCUCUGGGAUCUGAAACCCUGAAAACUUUACCUGAUGUACCUGAAAUCAUGUUGAUAAUGAAGCUGCUUUUAAAAACACGUCAGCUCCGAGGAUCUUCACGUGUUCUGGUUGUCUGUCAGGCUGAAGAGCUGGAUCUCAGCCUCAUAAGAGCUGCUUCUCCUCCAACCUUUCAUCCAUUUUAAAUUGAAAAACUCGAGAAGGUGUAUUUAUUUCUUUUAACAGUGCUCCUGUGUGUUGCCAUGACAGCAGCUCUGGGAGCAGGGCGGCUGUUGUCACAGGUUGUUUGUGCAGCUCUUGUGUUUGUAAGUGGUUCUCUAAAGGACACACAGGGAAGUGGUUUCAGAGGGAUGCGGCGUGUUGUUGUAGACUAGUGCACCCGGCACAGAGUCCAGCACAUCCAGGGAGACUCUGAGCCCAUGAGGUUCACCGUCGCAGCCCUGCAGAGGACUCUAGACUUCCUCCUCCGCUGCUGAUGUUCGCCGUUUGAAGAGCGCAGACUCACCGACUCUCCUCUGAGGACGGGUCACGCCUCAGAUGGAUCUCCUCGCCUCCUCACGACCUCUCCUCUUCUUCUCUGUCUCUCAGUCCGCAGGCGACACCCCCACCACGCCCAAAUACACCAAGGAGCACCGCGACCUCUUCUUCCCCGCCUCCCUGCCGACUCCUGUCCUGCUCAGUCACACCAGCUGCCACCCGCUCUCCGCCCAGGACGGCCAGGCCAAACCGCUGUACGAGCCCCCGAGCAAACUGACCAGACCUCCCGCCUCAGGCUUCCACGACCAGAGGAGAGCAGCUAGCCACCCAGCCGCCGCCAUGGCCUUCCUACCACACACAGGUACGGCGUCUCCACAUACAUCACAGCUUCAUCACAGCUCACAGAGGGUCAGAUUUAUCAGUCGCUCUGCUGCUCUCUGUGUGAAAGACUCGAUAUGAUGCUCCUGUAGUGCUGCUCCUCUGCUGAGGUGAAGCUGCACUCUAAGAUCUGAGUUUGCUGUUAUCCAAAGGUUCAGUAGGGGGCGCCAGUGGACCUCUAAGGUCUCUUACAUAACAUCCCUGGCCUCUUCAUAUUUUGCCUGUCGGGUUUUUUCAGCCAGUUUGAGAGUUUAGAAACGAGCUUCCUCCAGACUGUGACUCUUUCUCUUCCUGCUCGAGCUUCUGGUGGGUUUUUGGAAUAAUCAUCCUGAUCAUGAAUAUUCUGGCUGAGAGAUGAUCUCAUGUUUAAGAUCUGAAUAUGGAAGUCCUACACUCAGGACCUGUACCCUGAUGUCCCCCCGGUAAUGUAAACUCAGCCUGUGAGCUUGAAUCUCUAAAACGUCUGAACUCUUUUGUUAUUAGAUCCACAGUUAUUCUGUCUGUGAUCUGAUUGUUGUUCGAGGCGUGUAGAGACAGGAGAGGGCUGUAAAAAGCAUUGAGAGGCUCUGUCGGCACUUCUUCUGUUUUUAAGACCGAGUUUGAACUCUCCUCUCAGGUAAGAGCUCAUUAACUCGAGCUGUGAAACGGCUUUUUAGACGACUCCCCUGUUUUUAAUUUCCCUGAACCUCAUUUCACUUUUUAUAAAUCUUGUUGAUGACAAACUUGGAAAAGGUUCAGGCUCUGGGGAGAAUUAUGUAGAUGAAGUUAUGUUGAGAUAAAAAAAAUCAUGUAGAUGGAAACAAAAGCCUGGAGGCAGUUUAGUGACGUACAGAAUGUGACUCGGAUGGUGUCAAAAAAGAUCACACACUCGUCUACAUACAGAGUUUGUUACAGGUCAUAAAAACAACAUCUUUGAAUAAUAUUUUGAAGUAGAAAAUUUUGAUUAUUUUGCUCUUAGCUAAAAGAAAGUAGCUGCGAACCUUUUGUGAUGAGCUGGUGUUUCGGUCAGACAUCAUCGUUGGUUUUCUGUCAGCAGCAGCAGGACGGCUCUUCUAACGUCUUAUUUACAUUUUUAUAUUUUUAAAAGACGUCAGUGUAAACUUUAUCCUGUUUCAUGAUGUCAAAUACUCCUCACAGGAACUUUAAAUAACUAUUAUGCUUUAGCUCUUUAAUUUUCUCUCUAAUUCUCCUGAAUUGACGCGUCUAAAAUGUGACAUUCGAACCUUCAUUUAUGAUAAAAUAAGUUGUGCAAAGCUUUAUAAAACUUAGCAGUAAAUGUUUUUUUCUUCUGCUUCACAACAAACUCUGCAGCCUCAAUCUCAUCACUGUUUAUGUCCUCACAGAGUUAAAUGGAUUUCUAUUUAAUUUAAAAAAGACAGUUCAAUAAUACUUUUUAAUAAAUGAAUUUGAUUUAAAAUUUUAUCAAAGAAAUUUUAAAAUUUUUGUUUUCUGAACAAAUAAAAAAAGGAAAUAUACAUAACAAAUAUUUAGAAAUAAAAAAUUAUAUUUAAUUUCUUUAUUUUACACGUAUUACAGUCUACUGUAUAUGGAUAUCUUGGCAGAUGGAUUCUUUAUUAAUACUGAGAUAUAUCAUGGAUUAAAAAAAAAGAUGUUUGUAUAUAAAGAAAUAAAAAACCUUUUUAUUGUAAACAUCAUAAAGGAAUUAGCAAUUAAAGUAUUUUAAAACAGUUCUGUGAUCUACAUUAAUGAGUCCAUCUCUAAAAAUAAUAAUAAUUAUUAUUAUUAUUAUGGUGAUGAAAAUAAUGAUGAUGAUGAUAAUAAUAAUGAUAGACAUAAUUAUAAUGACAACGAUGAUGAUGAUCAUCAUAAUAAUGAAGAUGAUAAUAAUGAUAAUGUUAAUAAUGAUGAUGAAAAUGAAAUUGAUUACAAUAAUGAUGAUGAUGAUGAUAAUGAGUCUGUGAAGGUCAUGUGAUCUGUUCAAACUAAGACUCUGUAAUUGAUCAGUGAUCAGUUUCUCAGAGAUGUUCAGAUUUGUCUGUUUUCACAUUUAAAGUAUAUGAACAUCCUCACUCCUCUCACAGGUUAGCAUCAAGUAACACUGCAGUACUAUGUAUUAUGUAAUGGUUUCCAAGGCAACCCUAGUGAGAGAGAGCGAGCGAGCGAGAGAGAGAGAGAGUAUUAUAUCAUUUUUGUUUUCAUUUUUGUCUGAGCUGCAGGAGCGACACAGUCAGCAGAGAGUUCAUUCAGCAUGUAAUCAUCUGAAUUCAGUGAGUCUGCUCCACAGCCCUCAUUACAGAGCAACACUGUCCCACAAGACCUCCAGGUUCUCAGCCUGGUUUUUGUUCUUCAGGAGAAUAAACCUAAAAACCUAAAGACUGAAGGAACAAACGAUGAAGCUUCUCUGUUAGCUUAUGAUGUCGAAGGAUCCAUCCAGAUCAUUAAAUCAUAAUCAACCAGCCUGAGUCUGAGCUGGGCGCUGAUGAUGGAUGAUCAGCUUUUCAGGUGAUUCUUUCUCCCCCACAGAGGAGCGAGGAGAGGAGCCCUCAGAGGGACUUUCAUACCGACAGCAGGAGUCACACCUUUGUCAGCAGAUGAAACUGGCCACUGUAUCCCAGGGGCAGGAGUCUGCCGCCGCCGCCGCCGCCGCCGCCGCAGCAGCAGCAGGCUGGUUUCAGGAGGAAACCGCCACAUGUAGCACCGCACAAACAUGCCCAGGUGAUGUUACAGGACAAAGGAGAACAAGAUGGAGAAAUGUGACAGAAGUUUAAUCCUCUGUUUUAAGGUUUUCUCUUGUAAAUGAGUCCCUAAAGCUUUAAAACCACCAACUCUCUCUGCAUUUUAAAAAGAAAACUAAAAAUCUCUCUUUUAGAUCUGGUUUUUAUUUCGGCCUCAUUUACCUUCAUCACUGACAUUUCUCUCUUCAUUGUUUUUACCGUCCUAAUUCUUCACGUCUCCUCCUUUAUUAAACUCUCUGAUCCAUUUUUCUGUCUGUCUGUGUCUGUGUGAAAAAACCAAGCCCGCAUGUUUGCAUGAGUACAGCUGAGUGAAGUAAACAAAGCCCUCAGCGGCUGGAUUUGCUCAGAAAAAAGUCCCGAGCUCUGAAGAAUAUCUUGUUUAUUCUCUCAGACCAGCAGCAGUAUGCCAGCAAUGAGCAGUCGAAGCUUCCAGACCCCAACAGAAUCCGCUCCCGGGUUCCUCCCAACAUGCCAAAGCUUUUCAUCCCGUCCACAGUUACCAAGUUCCCGCCAGAAAUCACAGUAACACCCCCGACGCCCACGCUCCUCUCCCCCAAAGGCAGCAUCUCAGAGGAAACCAAACAAAGACUCAAGGUAUGCCGUUUUUUUAUCCCUCUGAAUUUGUGCUUCUGUGCCGCACAGUUAUUUCAGACUCAACAGUGCCCCCUGCUGUCUCCUCUCACACAGAACGUCAUCCUGUCAUCUCAGUCCGCAGCCACGGUCAAAAAGGACACUCUGAGCCAGCCAGCGCUCGAGGUGCAGGAGACGUCCAGCCAAGAGUCGUCUCUGGAGAGCGAGACGGACGAGGAAGAGGAGGAGGACGACUACAUGGACAUCUGAGCUCUGAGGGCUCUGCGCGCACGCUCGAACCGAACGAGGCGCCGCCGCCUCACUCUGCCAAACCCCCGCCCUGUCUUAAAGGAAUGGUCCACGUCUCUGCAGCCGUCUUUGUUGAUGCUAUUGUUCCGUCACGUGCAUUAAAAAUAAAAUGCAGUAUUCUCGUCGCCUGUCGUGUCGCACAUGACGGGCGAUGACGCUUAAGUCCCACAGCAUGUCUGUAAUGUGCCAUUUAUGCAUAUCACACACCGGCUUAUCCAGCUCUCCUGCAGGUCCUGUAUUUAUGCACCUCUCUUUUUUUAACGUCGUUCGCUCACCGUACCUCCGAGCCGCAGCUAAAUCCUCGUCUGAGAACUCGCCUCAGUCCGGACUUGAACCUGCUGUCCCACACUCUGAGCUUUUACUCUGGCAUGAGAUUUCCCUCUGAAAGACAUAUUUCAUCAGAACACCGUACAUUUCAGCGAAACACGGAGGUGAAUUCUGAACAAUCGGCUGCACUGAAGAAGGUUCGUCUGUGGAGCUCUGCGUCCACACAGCCUCACAAACCUGUAGCAGAUUGGAAAUGUUUACACUUAAUAUUUGGGAUUUGCUUUUCCUUUCGGCACUAAACUUUGUGCUGUUUUUGUACUUUCUUGUAAAAGUUUGUCCGCUGUAUAUUUUCUUUUUUUGGGUGUGCACUUGUAGCGAAGAGGAACAGUUCUUACCAGGAAGUGUCCUGUCACCAGCACUGAUCGAAAACGGACCGCUGAGACGAUUCUGAACGAGCUUUUCUACAACGUCACGAUCAGAAAUGGCUCUGAGGGGCGGAGUAUCUGAGCCGGAGGAGCGUGUGCAUGUGUGAGAGUUCGACUUUGGCGUUAGCGGACUCCUCUUCAGCCCCGCCUCUCCUGAGUUCAGUGACAUGCAUGAGAAGAAACACUUUCUAAUACUGAUGCCUUUCCUUCGAAAACCGUUUGGGUUAAAUUUGUCACGAUUCUCGCUAAACUCAGAGGAAGACAUGAGAAUGUUUUUUACAGAUUGUUUUCUAUACAGAGAAAGAUAUUUACUGACGUGUUUCCUGAAAGCUGUCGAAAACUCAUUUUUAAAGGAACACCAAGGAGAAAUUGUAAAUGAUCAAAAAAUUAAGGAAACUGUUUUUGUAUUUGAUUUGAUUGUUUAUGUUUAUUUUUGUUGUAAGAUAGUUUUCUAUGGUUCUGCUGGGCUUCUGGGAAUGUACCACAUUUAAGGAGGUGAGCGGGUCGGAGCCCCGGGCUCGGACCGCCGGAGGGGAACUGUUCUCUGUGUCUGGACUGAAUGCAUUAUAGAUGUCAAACCAAAAAUAUAUUUGAGAAACACGCUUCUGGUUUUGUG
Molecule: messenger RNA, 42476 nt
Organism: Xyrichtys novacula (pearly razorfish)
Lineage: Eukaryota; Metazoa; Chordata; Actinopteri; Labriformes; Labridae
Source: the annotation of a GenBank genome assembly